Molecule: messenger RNA, 2374 nt
Organism: Monodelphis domestica (gray short-tailed opossum)
Lineage: Eukaryota; Metazoa; Chordata; Mammalia; Didelphimorphia; Didelphidae
Gene: PLAU
Product: plasminogen activator, urokinase
Biological process (GO): fibrinolysis; plasminogen activation; regulation of cell adhesion mediated by integrin
Molecular function (GO): serine-type endopeptidase activity
Source: RefSeq, a predicted model, not a curated record
AUCAAAUAUAGGGCAGUGCCGCUGCCGCCUCUGCAGAGCUAGGCACUGACUGAGACCUCGAGUUCCUCCUGGCUUAGAGGCGCUCCCCUCUUGUGUGAACUUGAGCUAGAUCUCCGCACCAGCCCGAGCCUCUGAUCGCGCUGAGUACCUGGAGCAAAAGGAGCCACCUUCCUCCCCAAUCCACCAUGAGAGCCCUGCUUGCUUCGCUGCUUCUGUGUGUCCUGGUCUUGGGCUGCAGAGGUUGGAGACGGGAUCAUGCAUCUGACACAGGGAACUGUGGCUGCUUAAAUAAUGGUGUGUGCAUAUCCUACAAGUACUUCUCCAAGAUUCAUCGCUGUUCCUGCCCAGAGAAUUUCAUCGGGGAGCACUGUGAGAUAGACAUUUCAGAAAAAUGCUACAAAGAUAAUGGUCAUUCAUACCGAGGAAUGGCCAACCAGGAUUUCAUGGGCAGGAUGUGUUUGAAAUGGAACGCAGAUGUCUUGGCCUCAAAAACAUACCAUGCCAAUCGGCCGGAUGCAGUAAAGCUGGGUUUGGGGAAGCAUAAUUAUUGCAGAAACCCAGACAAUGGGAAGAAGCCAUGGUGUUUUGUCCAAAUUGGCCGGAUGCAGUUUAAGCGGGAGUGCAAGGUGCAACAGUGUUCCAUUGAAAAAGGAGGAUUCCAGUGUGGAUAUAAAUCAAUGACACCCCGAUUCAAGAUUGUUGGCGGAAACACAACACCCAUUGAGAACCAACCUUGGUUUGCGGCCAUCUACAGGAACCAUCUAGGAGGCAGCUCUUCCUUUACUUGUGGGGGUACCCUCAUCAGUUCCUGCUGGGUGGUCAGCGCUGCACACUGCUUUCCUAAAAUUAAAAGAGGGGAGAACUAUGUUCUCUACUUGGGCCAGUCAAUGCGUAAGUCACAGACCGGUGGAGACUCUCAGUUUGAAGUUGAACAAAUAAUUUUACAUGAGAACUUUAGCACUGGAGCCAUCGCUUACCACAAUGAUAUUGCCCUAUUAAAGAUUCGUUCCAAAACUGGUCAAUGUGCAGAACCCUCCAGAGUUGUGCAAACCAUAUGCCUCCCCAAAGCAUAUGAAGAUGUCCCCUAUGGCAGUGACUGUGAGGUCACUGGCUUUGGUUUGGAGAAUCAAAAUGACUACCUCUAUCCAGAGUACCUCAAAAUGGCGGUUGUGAACCCAAUUUCACAUAAGCAAUGCGCACGACCUGACUACUAUGGUACUGAAGUCACCCCCAAAAUGCUGUGUGCUGCCCAUCCUGAAUGGAAGUCAGAUGCCUGCCAGGGAGACUCUGGUGGGCCUCUGGUCUGCCCCAUUGAUGACCGUAUGGUGCUAGUUGGUGUUGUGAGCUGGGGCAUUGACUGUGCUGCAGAGAACAAGCCUGGCGUCUAUACUCGUGUCUCUCACUUCCUACCCUGGAUCCAGGCUCACACAGGGCUAACUGGCCCCAUCUGAGGAGACCUACGAAGGAGAGGGCCAUACUGCCCCCUCGUUCCCCAAUGCCAUCAUUUCUGCCAUGGAGUCAUCUCUACGAGGCAUAAGGAUCUUGAGAAGACGUUCUCUAGAGAGAUGUUGUCUACAUGGGGACUUCCCACCAGGGAAACAGAAAACAGAUUUAAACUUCAUAUUGGAGCAUGGGCACUGGCUAUUUUGAACUUCUUGGCCAAGAUGGGUGGAUGGGGCUGGUGGUGACCAGAGUCAAGAGGCAGAUGUUUUAGAGCUCUUGGGCUCCUAGAACAUCUGGUUACUUACUAAUGGUGAAUUCCAAACCGGAUCUGGAGAGGAAGAAGACAACUCCCCAGAACAAUCCGCCUUCACCAUGGACCCUAGACUAGAUAUUUACAAAUAUGCAAUCAUGAAUUGAACUCUGAGAUCAGGGUCCUUGGAGCUCAUGGGACUAUGGCCAAUGUGGAAACAUCCAUCAGGGGUGGGGACACUAGAGAGGUAAUGGGAGGGCUCCAUGUAGCCCCGGGGGACUAGUCAGGAGGUAAAAUGUUUGCGUCUCUGUGCACAUGGCUUUGAAUGGGACCAUCUGUGUGAGCACUAGAAUGUGCUUUGGUCUUGGGAUGUGAUUAUACAUUUGAGUGCCUCCCUUGGCGGUGUAGACAGCAGUCUUGGUCUUGUCCCUUCUCUCCUGAGGUACCCUCCUCAAUUCUACUAUGAGUGAGGUCAGGACAACUCUGACAGACAUGGAAUGUCUAGGUUUCUCCCAAAUCCUUAUUCCUCUUCAGUAAUUACCCUCCCUGCUUAUCCCAAUCUUACUUUGUGACAUGAGGGCCGGCCCCUUGGACUGGAUAUUUAAUAAUUAUUUUUGUUAUUUAUUUUUAUUUUUAUAGUAUCACAUGGAUGUCAAUAAAAAUAUUUCUUUCUUCUGAAAA